UGCACUGCUCACCUGGGCAGAGGAGGCUUCAGAAAGCUGCCAAGGCACCAUCUCCAGGAACUCUCAGCACCCAGAAUCCAUCUGAGAAUAUGCUGCCACAAAUACCCUUUUUGCUGCUAGUAUCCUUGAACUUGGUUCAUGGAGUGUUUUACGCUGAACGAUACCAAACACCCACAGGCAUAAAAGGCCCACUACCCAACACCAAGACACACUUCUUCAUUCCCUAUACCAUAAAGAGUAAAGGUAUAGCAGUAAGAGGAGAGCAAGGUAUUCCUGGUCCACCAGGCCCUGCUGGACCCCGAGGGCACCCAGGUCCUUCCGGACCACCAGGAAAACCAGGGUACGGAAGUCCUGGACUCCAAGGAGAGCCAGGGUUGCCAGGACCACCGGGACCAUCAGCUGUAGGGAAGCCAGGUGUGCCAGGACUCCCAGGAAAACCAGGAGAGAGAGGACCAUACGGACCAAAAGGAGAUAUUGGACCAGCUGGCCUACCAGGACCACGGGGCCCACCGGGACCACCUGGAAUCCCUGGACCAGCUGGAAUUUCUGUGUCAGGAAAACCUGGACAACAGGGACCCACAGGGGCACCGGGACCCAGGGGCUUUCCUGGAGAAAAGGGUGCACCAGGAGUUCCUGGUAUUAAUGGACAGAAAGGGGAAAUGGGAUAUGGUGCUCCUGGUCGUCCAGGUGAGAGGGGUCUUCCAGGCCCUCAGGGUCCCACAGGACCACCGGGCCCUCCUGGAGUGGGAAAAAGAGGUGAAAAUGGGAUUCCGGGACAGCCAGGCAUCAAAGGUGAUAGAGGUUUUCCAGGAGAAAUGGGACCAACUGGCCCACCAGGUCCCCAGGGCCCUCCUGGGGAACGAGGGCCAGAAUGUAUUGGAAAGCCAGGAGCUGCUGGAGCCCCAGGUCAGCCAGGGAUUCCAGGAACAAAAGGUCUCCCUGGGGCUCCAGGAAUAGCUGGGCCCCCAGGGCCUCCUGGCUUUGGGAAACCAGGCUUGCCAGGUCUGAAGGGACAAAGAGGACCUGCUGGCCUUCCUGGGGGUCCAGGUGCCAAAGGGGAACAAGGGCCAGCAGGUCUUCCUGGGAAGUCAGGUCUGACUGGACCCCCUGGGAAUAUGGGACCCCAAGGACCAAAAGGCAUCCCGGGCAACCAUGGUCUCCCAGGCCCUAAAGGUGAGACAGGGCCAGCUGGGCCUGCAGGACACCCUGGGGCUAAGGGUGAAAGGGGUUCCCCUGGGUCAGAUGGAAAACCAGGGUACCCAGGAGAACCGGGUCUCGAUGGUUCUAAGGGUAACCCAGGGUUACCAGGCCCAAAAGGUAACCCUGGAGUUGGAGGACCUCCUGGUCUCCCAGGCCCUGUCGGCCCAGCAGGAGCAAAGGGAAUGCCCGGACACAAUGGAGAGGCUGGCCCAAGAGGUGCCCCUGGAAUACCAGGUACUAGAGGCCCUAUUGGGCCACCAGGCAUUCCAGGAUUCCCUGGGUCUAAAGGGGAUCCAGGAAAUCCCGGUCCUCCUGGCCCAGCUGGCAUAGCAACUAAGGGCCUCAAUGGACCCACUGGGCCACCAGGGCCUCCAGGUCCAAGAGGCCACUCUGGAGAGCCUGGCCUUCCAGGACCCCCUGGGCCUCCAGGCCCACCAGGUCAAGCAGUCAUGCCUGAGGGUUUUAUAAAGGCAGGCCAAAGGCCCAGUCUUUCUGGGACGCCUCUUGUUAGUGCCAACCAGGGGGUAACAGGAAUGCCUGUGUCUGCUUUUACUGUUAUUCUCUCCAAAGCUUACCCAGCAAUAGGAACUCCCAUCCCGUUUGAUAAGAUUUUGUAUAACAGGCAACAGCAUUAUGACCCAAGGACUGGAAUCUUUACUUGUAGGAUACCAGGAAUAUACUAUUUUUCGUACCACGUGCAUGUGAAAGGGACUCAUGUUUGGGUAGGCCUGUAUAAGAAUGGCACCCCUGUAAUGUACACCUAUGAUGAAUACACCAAAGGCUACCUGGAUCAGGCUUCAGGGAGUGCCAUCAUCGAUCUCACAGAAAAUGACCAGGUGUGGCUCCAGCUGCCCAAUGCCGAGUCGAAUGGCCUAUACUCCUCUGAGUAUGUCCACUCCUCUUUCUCAGGAUUCCUAGUGGCUCCAAUGUGAGUACACCCCAUAGAGCUAAUCUAAAUCUUGUGCUACAAAAAGCAUUCUCCAACUCUACCCCACCCUAUAAAAUGCAUAUGGAGGUAGGCUGAAAAGAAUGUAAUUUUUAUUUUCUGAGACAGAUUUGAGCUAUCAGACCCACAACCCUUCCCUCUGAAAAGUGAGCAGCAAUGUAAAAAUGUAUGUGAAGGCCCUCAUGAAUUUCUAGUCAGCAGUCUUAAGGCUCUUUAAGGUUUUCUCCAAUAUUUAUCACCAAAGAAGUCCUGCUAUGUUAAAAAACAACAACAGCAGCAAAAACAAACAA
Rhinopithecus roxellana (golden snub-nosed monkey) is the source of this 2436-nucleotide messenger RNA. It is a transcript of the gene COL10A1, whose product is annotated as collagen type X alpha 1 chain. Gene Ontology annotation, molecular function: protein binding. NCBI's taxonomy places the organism in Eukaryota, Metazoa, Chordata, Mammalia, Primates, Cercopithecidae. The transcript is spliced from 3 exons. The record is from RefSeq and is a predicted model, not a curated record. Bases 90 to 2132 code for a protein of 680 amino acids.